AUGGACUUCAAAGGUCAACCUCCUGUGGUCCGAGUGUGGAGACCGAUGCUUAGUGGAGCACCUGUGUGUGUGAUACCAUGCUCUAUGUUAGCGGGUAUAGAUGAUAUUUGCUCGGACUCGGACACCCGUCGGGUCUGCAUUCUCGGAAAGGAAGCUCAGAGGAAGCAACAGAUGAUCUCUAUAUGGAGUAUCCCGUUACCGUCUACCACAGGGAAAGCUCCUGUAUGCAAGCCGGCCGAGCUUAUUGCUAAACAGGAUAUGGGAGCGGAUGCGACAGUAUUGCAUCAUCGAGUCUUCGUGGCCACAGCGUGUGGUAGGGUGGUACAACUGAACUACAACACAAGACAAGUGGAGAACGUGUACCGCUUGUAUGAGGAUGGAUGCCCAAUAUGGGCAAUCACCGUUACUGAAGGCUUCGUAUCGACUGCUGGUGAUGAUGGAUAUGUGAGGGUGUGGCCUCUGGACUUCACUAAUUAUUAUAUGCAGGCUAAGUUACCUGGGCCGGUGUUGGGGUUGGACCUCACCCCAGAUGACCUCCAACUGGUGUGCUCGGUCCAGGACGGCAGUGUUGGCGUGCUUGACUUGGAAGCAUGCAAAUACUCAGUGGUGUGCCGAUCGCAUAAGAGUGGUAUUCGCUGUGGAGCGGUAUCGACAUGCGGGACUAAAAUGUGUACUGCAGCAAUGGAUGGCUGUAUACGAGUUUGGGACAUCGAUAACGGAGUAGCGAGGACGCUACUGGACUUCAAGGCUGAACCGGACUUGCCCGUAUCGUUGGCCUUCCAGCCAGCGUUCAGUCUAUCAGUCGUCGAAGACGGGGAAACACCGCUGCUAUCGGUUGGAUUUGACUCGGGUGCUGUGAUGAUCUUCGAGAUCUCAGCGGUGGAGGGUGCCAAGAGUUUAUCACCUCUGUUCGAGUUGAAGCACCAUGCCAGUCCUGGCCGCAUUGUGAUAUACGAUGAAGCCCGAAGGUUCGAGGCUACUAGAUGCCCUGAAGCGGUCGCGUCCAAGCCGAUACUCCCUGUUGUUCCCUCUAAGAACAAGAAGGACGAUGACAUGAUUCGAAUACAGCCGCCGACCUUCGUCCUCCGUGGGGCGGGCCAUCAUCAUCAUAAUAUGGUUGCUCUAUACUCUCAUGAGAGGGCGAUAGCGCUCGCCCGGUUGCCAGACUUUGAGGUCUCUCGUGUAUUGAGGCUCAACAGCAUGCAGAGUGCUGAUGCGGCCAUAACGACUUACACGUUCUCGGUGGAUGGUGCCCUCCUCCUCGUGGGGUUAAGCGACUCCUGGGUCCGAGUUUACGAUCCUGAUACCGGCCUGUUGGAGCAUUCUAUCAACUGUGUUUUGGCGGGUAUGAUCACUGGGUUGUAUAUGAGUGCAACCCUACGAGACUGUGAUGGCAGUCGGAAGAUCAUCACAGCCGGGCAUCUUGACCAUCAGCUUAGAGUUAGUGAUUAUUAUCGCGAUGCCCGUAGUGACGACCCGUUGCAUCGGCCAGCAGAACAAACGUAUCAUGCUCAUCACUUCCCACCGAGGGAGGUUUUCUCUGUCGGGGAGGUCCUGAUCACAUUGAGCAGCGCUGAAGUGUGUAUUUGGUCGUUCCCGUAUCACUUCACGGCUGUCGAGUCAAAGGAGCAGUUGAGAGGGGUUGAGUCGAGACCAGUAGAGACCGGAGGUGAUCUGUUGGGAUGUGAGAAAGUUACGGUAGAAGGCCGAGGGCUGUUCCAAUCGAUGAUGGAAGGGGUUGAUGAGGGAGAGGAGGCACCUCCAGAGGUUGAGAGGAAACUAUCAUCAGCGCCGAGCGAAGCAGUGGGGGACGACGCGGUGGUUCAGCUCGAUACCGCGGACGUUGCUGAGGAGGAGGAUGAGGAAGAGGGACACAUUUUGGAUGUCCCGAUGGUUGCUGAUAAUAACGAGGAGAUUGAGCGGAGCGAAGCUUUGGGGAAGAUUACAUAUAAACAUUUCUGCAGUGGGGGAGAAGUUGUAUUGUGGCUAAGCGAACUGGGGCAUCUAGCAACUGGCUGUCAUCGUUGGGUGCAUCUAGGCAGUCUGGUCGAAGAUCGGGACACCUUCCUCACCAUACCUGACAGCAUACCUGGACCGAGAAGAAUUCAUUCACUGGACUUGAGUCCGUUGACGAUGAGGACUCUAUUGGCCUCGGCUGAUGAUGGUCGCUGGGUGAUCGUCUGGGACCUCGUCAAGGCUGGGGUAGCUCUCGCCCCUGCUGAGGAUGGUGCUGUGGCAGGGGAGGUGAUGUCCAAGUUCGUGGAGCCCCUGUCCGCUACUAAGUUGCCUCAAAGAGUUGCCUGUUGUAAGCUGUUGGCUGAUAGUCUAGCAGUAUCAUGUGGUCGUCGAUGGGACUUAGGAGGAGAGGAUCAAGGCCUCGCUGAUCUUAUCGUGUGGGGACUACCUCGGACGGAAUCGUGUAAAGAGGCGAAGGUCUUGGCAACGGCAAACCUGCAGCUUCCGGAGAGACCGGUCGCUGAUGUUGAUAUCGAAAUUGUUGUUAAUCCCUUGUCGGCGAUGGAGUUUGUCACCAUGACGAGCGACUCUGUGAUUAUGUGGCAGCUAGCCACGUCAGAGGAAGGUGGAGAGGAAGCCAGAGGGGCGUCGGGAUGGGGCUUGGCCUUCAAUGAAGUGCCUAUUCCACAACAACAUGAAGGCACCUUGUGCUCCCUCGCGAUGCUAUCUCCUCAUCUUUUCGUUGGUACGGUCAACGGCUUUGUCAUGCUUGUGGACACGGAUGUAUGCGUGCUCGCAUGGACGACGGUCCCGAUCGAGAAGUCUCAAUCGGCAAGGCUAGCUCGAUUGGCCAGCGUACCUCUGCGUAACGGGACGGAGGCUUUCUGUGCUACUCUCUCUGGUGGGCACCUGUGGGCGGGUUACAUUAGGAAGCAGCCAGCUGUGAGAUGUGUGAUGCAAUCGACGUGGAUGGUCAAGGGCCUAUCUAGUGCUGUGUGUUUGUCCCAUAGUCGAGUUGUAGCUGCUGGUGAGAAGUCAAUCUCUCUGUUGAAGAUAGGCGCUACGCCGGCACCGCUCUGGACGCAUGAUGUGGGGUUUGCACCCCUGCGGCUCGGCCUAGUUGGACUUGACUUGAUUGGAGUCGUUGGACAGGGGUCUGCGAUGAAGAUAUGGAGGGUGGAGGGGAGCGCUCCUGCAGUGCUGGUGGAGAACAUGUGUAUUCCUGUGCCGUGGACGGCAGCGGCGGAGACAGGUGCAAUACUCUGCAAUGGCGAGGGGCAGCAAUCGAGUUGCUGGUACACUCAUGACGCUAUGGUGGCAGAAAGUUUGAUAACAAUUAAGAAAAUGUUCUCAAUCAACACCUGCACCGUCUGCAUGAUGCGGCUCGGCCGAGUUGGACUUGACUUGAUUGGAGUCGUUGGACAGGGGUCUGCGAUGAAGAUAUGGAGGGUGGAGGGGAGCGCUCCUGCAGUGCUGGUGGAGAACAUGUGUAUUCCUGUGCCGUGGACGGCAGCGGCGGAGACAGGUGCAAUACUCUGCAAUGGCGAGGGGCAGCAAUCGAGUUGCUGGUACACUCAUGACGCUAUGGUGGCAGAAUUGUUAUCGAAAGUGUCCUCCUCUACAACAGCGGUAGACUUGAAGACUUUCCUCUCGGCGCCCAUCAAGCCCGAGGCACCAGUUGAUUCUGGUGUUGCCAACGCUACUACUUCCCUCCAGGAGAUGUUGGCUGCGGACUUCAAUUGUGAUCAUGUUCUAGUAACAUGGCAGCAAGGCGAUAAGGAUGCCUUGGACAAUUACAACGAUGCUAAAGUAUCUGAUCCUACUCGUCUUUAUUCUGCUUCUGAUGAUAAACUAUACCGGGCCUGUCAUGCUCACGGUUGUUGGUCUAUGAUGAAGACUCUCACCCAGCGGGAAUUUCUGAGCGGUAGUUUUUUCAAGAAAAUGGGUAGCUUCAACCACAACUAUAAGGGAGGUAGCCUCAAUGGUUCUGCUGUAGUGAUCCUUGAGAAAACUAAGAAUGGUGAAGCAGUAGAUGUUGUGUAUUCGGUUGUUAAUAGCGAAUCACUAGAUGCCAGUGGUGUGGUGAAGGCUCUCGGUGGGAGUGAGGAUCAAGCUUCCCUGGCGGCUAAGAAGGCCGAUGAAGCUGUUGACAAGUAUACAUCAGAACGUGGUUAG
This is a messenger RNA of Perkinsus marinus ATCC 50983, 4131 nucleotides long. RefSeq lists its product as hypothetical. Gene Ontology annotation, molecular function: protein binding. The coding region runs from base 1 to 4131 and encodes 1376 amino acids. The transcript is spliced from 30 exons. The record is from RefSeq and is a predicted model, not a curated record. NCBI's taxonomy places the organism in Eukaryota, Perkinsozoa, Perkinsida, Perkinsidae.